CCGACUGAGUAGUGAAUGAAGUAUCUUGAGUUUGCCGUUUACCUCCCCAAUCAAGUGUCUGUUUUAGAAAGAACGUCGCCAUUCGUUUGCAUUAAUUAGAAGAAUAAAAGUUUGUUAAUCGUCAGUGGAAUCAUUACGAUGUGUUAAGCAGUGAACCAAUUGCCAUUAUUUUCAUUUAAUAUCUAUUCGAGUGUAACAAAAACCUCUAGAGCUAGAUGUAAUUCUAGUAAAUGCUUCCAAAACAAACUUGGCCACCUCAAUAAUGCAAUCAAGUGCGGGCAAUUCUUUUAGAAAAAUUGAAUUAGUAUUAUGUAGAUUUUGAAGCCAAAUGAGUUUAAAAUGCUGAAAAUAAGUGAUUUAUUUGUUUUUUAAUAUCGUCCAUGUCAAAUGUCAGCUACAAUGUUGUUGACAGUUAUGUCACCUGAAGUUGUUUUCCUACAAAAGAAAGUUUAUAUUGUUUAUAUUUUAAGCUUAAAUAGUUAAUUGCUACCCAAUAUAUUGCGGUAGUAGUGUUUCUAAUUAAUUAAUUCUAUCAACUAAUUACCUUGGGUAUGUGCGCUGUGGAAGAAAAAUGAAUAAAUAAACCUUAUGUGGUAGCUAAGCAGUGUCAUCAAUUCCUAUUAUAAUAUGAACCUUCAAUUUAUAAAUGUGGUUUUUGGAUAAUAUAAUCAAUUGUGGAGAUGGAUCCAGGAGUCCCAAGUGUACCUAUCACCACACUUGCGGGUGUAGCAAGUCUUACAGACUUACUCCCCGAAAUGCCAUUACCAACCCCGUCACCACAGACACUGAGUAAUAAAUCUUUAUUAUUCCAUCCUCGAGUAGCUGAAGAAGCACAGAAUUUACUUGGUGUCAGAGAUGAAGUCUUGAUACCUCAACUAGUCCAGUCCUUAGAAAAGACCUCAGCAGAACAUAUAGAAGUAAAAGAUAAUUAUGCUGGGACUGAUUCUAAAUUGGAACAACAAGAAUCCAUGCCAGAGAUAUUGCGGGCUCUCUUGGAUUCGAAUCCAUAUAUCUUUUAUGGAAACAAACCUCAUACUGCACAGACUGUACGCCUGGUGCCACUUAACCGGAUUCCACAGACACAACCUUCACAAUCCCUACAAACGAAGCAACAAGAAUCCCAACUUCGACCUCAGCCAGCUCAACCACGGCUACAGCCACCUCAACAGCGAUUACAACCUCUAACGCAGACACCACAGCCUCAACAAAGAUUACAGAAUCAACAGCAAACACCAACUCAUCAACAAUCCCAGAGCUCACAGCAACAAUCAUUAUAUAUCCUAACAACGUCAAAUUCUCAACCUGCUUCUCAUGUUCAACCCCAAACAUCUCAUCUUCAACCCCAACCUUCUUCUCAUCUUCAACCUCAACCAAAGUCAAAAGGAGCUUUUCCACCUCACUGGAAUAAUACGGGUGCAAGUAUGUUUACAGUUAAGUCAUCUACAGACGAAAGUGAAAUUAGACAAGCAGCGAUUAAUUCAUUUAAUCACCAACAACCUAUUAUAUCCCCCAAUUCGCGUGAUGGUAUAAAUAACCUAUCAAAUAGCGAAAGUUCUGAUCUGACAUCACAAAAAUCUACUUCGUCCCACGAUUUGGAUGAAUCUAUAAUGUACCUAACAGGUAGCAGUACCUCUAGUGGAACACAGCAAAGAGCUGCUCCACCCCAUGAAAUGGAUAACUCUUUGAUUAGCAUAUCAGAUGAUAGUUUUAUCGAGACACAGACAAGAGCUGUUGAAAAUACCGAAAUAAAUGACACUAUAAUUUCCAUAUCAAGUGAGAGUGAUUUUGGUGGAUCAAAAACAAAAGCCGUUCCACAAGGUCAAUCUAAAUCUAAAGAUGAUUUUUCCAUUGGGACAGGAAAUACAACAGUAAUACCUUCCAAUCUAGUACUAAACCAGAAACCUAUUAUGAAACCGUCCCUUCAUGAUCAAUCCAUAUUGGAAGCAGCACAACCUCUAUCGAAUACUCUAACUGUGAACAACUUUAAUAACCGGUCAACACAAACUUCAACCAGUGAACUUAGGCAGUUGAGGCGAAAUCCAGCAAGAGGACAACAAGCAGAUAACACAAAAAAUACAUCAAAGACUGAUACACCACCAACAAUUCCAGUAACCAUGCUAAAGCAAAAUUCAGCUGUAAAAUAUGACUCAAAAGUGCAAUCUGAAAACAUAGAAACGGGAACCGAAAAACCAAAGGAAAAUAAAGCCAUUGAAACAAACGAAAUUAAAAUCACUGAAGUCAAAGGAAGAGAUUCAAGUGAUGUAUUGGAAUUGGAUAUGAAAGCUUUGAGUGAAGCUGUAACCUGUGAUCAUUCUAUUAAGCAACCCAUUAUAAAAUUGUAUAGGUUGAGUUCUGAAGAUCAAGCAUUAUUACUAAAGAGUAUUAAAGAGUUCAUAGAGAAGAAACCUAAGAUGGCAAAAGAUAUGGGAAUUCAUUUACUCUAUUCCACAAACAAUGAAGACAGGGAGGACUAUCAAUCAGAUGAAGAUCUUGGAAACAAACGAAAAAGAUCAAACAGAAAACAUAUAGGAAGUGAAAGUGAUGAAGAUUAUGAACCGGAUACAUUUUCGGCUUUAGUUGGAAGUAAGCGAAGAAAAAUAGGUAAAGACGAAGUGCCAGAACCUGUAAUUGUGAAACCUAAACUCAGGAGGGUUGAAAAGAAAUUCGUUCCAGUUCUAGAAAAAUUAUCACAGGAAGAAUUGAUGGAAACUAACACCUAUCAUAAAUUCAAUAAAUCUAUUGAAUAUGUUCUCAGAUCGGGAGAGGACAUUGAUGCCUCAGAUAUAGGUGAUGAUGGUACAAUUCAAGAAGAGUAUCUUUUGAGUCGAUCUGUUAUGCAGGAGUUGUGUACAGAAGCAGCUAAAUUGAAAAUACUGGGAGCUAUGGAGAUGAUACCUACUGAUAAACUUACAAGGCUUUUGAAUAUAUUAGAAUUAAAUAUUAGAGGAGGUGAUAGAGUAUCACCAAUAUCAGACGAAGACAAUGAAAGUAUUCGUCAGCUAUGGCUAGAAGCUGCAAUGGAAAGAGUGAUGGGCGCGGCAGAUGCUUGCUUAGUCUGUAUGUACAUAAUGACGUCACGAAACAUGUCAAAACGUGUCUACCUUGAAGAAGUUAUAGAUCGAGUGGUCCUUUACAUUAAGUACCAACUGCACAAUACCAUUUUUCCUUCAUUUGAUUCCACUUACAGAUUAGAUAAUAAAAAGAAAGACGGUCGUCGAAAGAAAAAUACUCAAGUUUCAGAAAAAGGCAUUUUAGUUUUAUAUACGAAAAUUUCAGAGCUCGUCAACUUACUAGCAGAAUUAUUAAAUAUUCAAAUUCUGACAGAUACAUCAGUGCUUCACGCUUCUUCCAUGGGUGUCUCGCCAUUUUUUGCUGAAAAUGUUAGUGAGCUACAGUUGGCUUGUCUAAAACUUGUAACAACAAUUUUCACAAAAUACGAAACGCAUCGAAGACUGCUAUUGGAUGACAUUCUAGCUUCUAUUGCUCGCCUUCCCAGUACAAAGCGUAGUUUAAGAACAUAUAGAAUAAAUAGUGAAGAACAUAUACAAAUGUUGACUGCAUUAGUUUUACAGCUUAUACAAUGCGUCGUAGCUUUACCAGAUAAUUUUUUACCAAAAGAAUCCAAAGAUAAAUCUCAAACUGUUGACAAAAACACUCCUAAGAUUGACACUGAUAUUUUCAUUUGCAACAAAUACGAAAAAGCCACAUCCACUGCAGGUACUUUUCUUACUGUAUUUUUGAACAAGUGUGGUAAUAAGCAAGAAGAUAUUGAUUAUCGUCCUUUAUUUGAAAACUUUGUACAAGAUUUACUCUCAACUGUUAAUAAACCAGAAUGGCCAGCCACCGAGCUACUUCUUUGCUUAUUAGGUAAAAUGCUGGUAAAGAAUUUUUCCAAUAAAGGUACUGAUAUGUCUCUAAGGGUAGCUAGCUUAGAUUACUUGGGAGUAGUGGCUGCUAAAUUGAGAAAAGAUAGUGUCUUGUCACGAUGUAAAUUAAAUACCAUAGACCAAAUGAUAAAGGAUAUCAAACAAGAAGAACAGAAGGAUAACGAAGAGAAAUCAUCUAAAAAUAAGAAAAAGAAAAAUGUGGUUAAUACCGAUAAUGAACGCGCCCAGUUUCUCCAACGGGUGUUAUUAGAUUUUCUCGCGGUAAACGCUCAAAAUGAUGAAGCUUACAAGUAUGCGAGACAUUUUUACAUAGCUCAGUGGUACAAAGAUGCUGUAACUGAAAAAUCACAGUUGGCUAUGGGCGAUAAGAAUAAUUCUAAAGAUAAUAGUCACAGAUCAAGAAAGUACAAAGAUGAUGAAGAUGACGAAGAUUCUGAUGAAGAAAAGAUGAAAAAUAGAAAAAGUUCCGAACAAGAAAAUACGGAGAUAUUUGCCCAAAUAGAAGAAAAGAAGAAAUUUCUUCUUAGUAAAAUUAAGCCUUUUCAAGAAUCUAUAUCUGCUGGGAAUAGAGUUCAAGUUUUCCAAACGUAUAUAGAUUACAGUAGUGCAGAAUUAAUUGCACAAUUUUUGGCUUCCAAGAGAUAUUUUUCUCAAAGCUUUGAUCAGUAUUUAAAAGCGAUUUUAAUAGUCUUAAAAGAGACUUCCAUAGCAAUUAGAACCAAAGCAAUGAAAUGCCUUACAAUGAUAGUAGAAGCGGACCCAUCGGUUCUGGGUAGACACGACAUGCAAAUUGGUGUAAAUUUAUCUUUUCUUGAUCAUUCGACGUCAGUAAGAGAGGCAGCAGUAGAUUUGGUGGGAAAAUUCGUCCUUAGUAGACCUGAACUAAUUAACAAAUAUUAUGAAAUGUUAUCUGCCCGAAUAUUGGAUACUGGUGUUAGUGUAAGAAAAAGAGUCAUCAAAAUUUUGAAAGAUAUUUGUAUAGAAUGCCCUGAAUUUCCAAAAGUUCCAGAGAUUUGUGUCAAAAUGAUUAGGAGAGUAAAUGAUGAAGAAGGUAUUAGAAAACUGGUUAUGGAGGUGUUUCAGAACAUGUGGUUUACACCUACUAAAGAUACAUCCUUGUUGAGGAAAGUUAUGAAUAUUACAGAUGUAGUUGCUUCAUCUGAAGAGAUUGGAUUAGAAUGGUUUGAGCAACUUUUGCUAAGUUUAUUCAAACCUAAAGAAGAUAAAGACGAUUCAACAAAAGUAAUGACAGAACCUCCUAAAGCCCUCUUGCUAGCGUGUCGGCAAAUAGUGGAUUGUUUGAUUGAAAAUGUCCUUAGCUUAGAAGAAACAUCAGAGAAUACUAGCACUUCGCAAAGACUAGCGGCAUGUCUGACAACCUUGUAUUUAUUCGCUAAAAUUAGACCCCAGUUAUUAGUAAAACAUGCCAGCACAUUACAACCUUAUUUAGGAUUAAAAUGUCAAACAAAAGGGGAUAUUCAGAUUAUAAGUAGUGUUGCUAAAAUGCUUGAAUUAGUAGUACCGUUAAUGGAACAUCCUAGUGAUUCAUUCUUAGCUCAGCUGGAAGAGGAUGCUCUGAAAUUAGCAUUACAGUAUAACAGGCCAAUUGUCAGCAGUUGCUUGUCUUGUUUAGGAUCAAUCAUUAAUAAAGUUACCCGUAAUUAUAAACUAAUUAGAGACUGUUUCAAAACAUACUAUGAAUAUUUAAAGAAGUUCAAGGAAUGGAUAGAAAAAAAUUUAAAUGUGCUUGGGGAGAUGAAGGGUAGAGCUACAUUUAGAAGAUCUUUGUUUAUAGUAGGAUUGUUGCUAAAGCAUUUUGAUUUCAAAGAUCCUGAAGUAUUAGGUGAUUUGACAGUUGAUCUUAAAAACGAAGUUUACCAAAUAAUGAUAUUUUUUCUUCGUAAAGAUGACACUGAUAUACAAGUUAAUACACUGAAAGCUAUUGGUUGUAUAUGUAUUAGGCAUUAUGAGUUCAUGUUGGAAAAUGAAUUAAAAACAUUCUACCACCAACAGCUUACAAUGGAAGAUGCUCCACUGGAAAUGAAGGUUGAAGUUCUUACUAAUAUUGAAAGUUAUUUGAUUGAGGAAGAAAAUCGGAUGAUCCAACAAGAUUUAGAAUGGUCCAAACGAUCGAAACAAGAAAAUUUGAAAGAAAUGGGGGAUGUUUCUUCUGGCAUGGCAAGUACUGUGAUACAACUGUAUUUGAAAGAAAUAAUGGAAUCCUAUCUACAUCCCAGUUUUAAAGUCAGGCAUCCUGCUCUUCGAGUAAUACAACUUGUAUUGCAACAGGGUUUGGUACACCCGGUACAAAUUGUACCAUAUUUAAUUUGUAUGAGUACAGAUUGUGAAAAGGUUAUAUCAUAUAGUGCAGAUAAACAAUUAUCAGAUAUAGAGAAAAAAUAUCCGGGGUUCAUUCAUACAAAAUCAUCAUUUGCUAUUCGCUUAUCCUACCAGUUACAGGAAAUAUUGCAAGGUGGUUCAAUAGUUCGAGGAUCUCGAGUGAAAGAGAAAGGAGAAUAUCCCUCUGCUUUGAAUGGUUAUUUGUAUUCAAUACUUCGUAGUUCAAGACAACAAAGACGUGCCUUAAUACUUAAUAUUUUGAAACAAUUUGAUGAACAAGCUCGAACCACUUUAUCAUAUAUGUUAUACUUAGCCGAUAAUAUGGCAUACUUUCCUUAUCAAGUACAAGAUGAGCCACUUUUCAUCGUACACCACAUAGAUAUCAUGAUCUCACUUUCUGGAACUAAUUUAUUACAAAAUUUUAGGGAUUGUUUGAUGGUUGAAGGUCAGACAAAUAAAAUUCCAGACACAGAAAAUAGUGGGGCAAUAAAUGUAGUUUCAGCACUCGACGAGGAUGACGAUGAUGAGGAAAGUUUGUUAAGUCGUGUACCUGAAGAUACAAGUCAACUCCAAGCUUACAUUACAGCUGCACAAGGCUGUCUACUUCUUCUCAUGUUAAAGCAACAUAUUAAAGAUGUAUAUGGCUUGAGCGAUGGGAAAAUUCAACAGUAUUCACCAUCAGAACCAGCUAAGGUGUAUGAGAAAGCUAUAACACGGAGAUCAAAUGCCCUUUUCAAUCCUAAGGCCACGAUACAGAAAUUAAAGGAAGGCAAACUGCCUGAGUACUUAGAUGAAGAUGGUAGGCGUGAUCUCAUUCGGCAAUAUAUAGAUUUUAAGCAACUAAUGUUGCGCCUUGACCCAGAUGAUCCAGACGAUGAUGAAAAUGCUCCUAAAUUACUCACUGCAUUAGCGAAUACACAAUCAACUCACCAAACAAAUACAGGAGCGCCAUCAUCAAUACUUACAGAGGCCGAUCAAGUAGUAUUGGACAAUUAUAAGGAUUCCCCACCGAAAGUGCCCAAACUCGUGAUAUCAAAUCGAAGGUUCGAUAGUGAUACGAAACGUACUGCACGGACUCAAAAAUCCGAGAAAGUGAAAAAGCAUAGACAUAAAAAGAAGCGAAGAAAGUUCGCGAGUUCUUCCGGUGAAGAGAGCGAAAAUGACUAUAGUGAUCCUGAUUUUAUGGCCUAGCUAUGCGUUCAAUUGAGUAGACUUCACUGCUCAGACUGUACAGUGACUUAUAGUUGAAUCGUCGUCGAAAAAAUUAUUAUUGUGCUAGUUGGUAAACGGAGUUAUAAGCCACGAAAACAAAACAGUUGUCCAGUCAUUUUUGGAAGAUUUUUGAAGUGAUCCUUGCGAUUGGUUAGUGAAGUUCUUGAUAAUUUGUUUAGUUCAAUUCAGUUAAUUAAAACCUUAUCGUCAAAAUAAAAUGUUACAAAAAAAUUAUCAUUCCAAGAAUUACUGGAGAAAUAUUUUUGUAAAGACUCCGCAGAUUGGAUUAUUAACGAAUUAUAAUUAGACUCCAAAAUGAUAUGGGGUACUUUUUGUAUGAGUAGUGGAAGCACUUUUAAUUGUACAUGAACUGUAACAUUAAAUUGAAAAAUAAUGGUGAUUUGUUCUAAUAUUACUUUCUCAGUUUGCUUUGUAGAAAUUUUCACAUCUGUUUAUUAUAAAUAUGAUAGAGAACUUUAUUGAAUGUGAGAAUUUCUAUAAUUAUUAUUUUUGUAUAGUUUUCUUAUACAUUUUUUUAAAAAUAAGUGAAAUCAGGGGAUCUUAUAAACAUGACCAAUUUUCAGGAGCGUUGUCAAUGCUUCAAUAUCAUUUAUUUAUUUGUGUCCACUAUACUAUAAAAUAGCAGAAAGGACAUAGUUGUAUUUUUUGAAAUUAUUUCUAAUUGUACAGGGCUUAGAAAUGAAAUUAUCCACUUAUUAUGUGGCUGAAAUAUUGUCCAAUUAUACAGAAUAUAUCUUUUAUUUUCACAAAAGCUGCUUGAAUAAAUUAGUAAUAAGAAUAUUUGGAACAAAAAAAUGGACCGAAAAUUUUCAGUUAGACUAGGCACUAGUAAAAGCAAUAUUAGAAUUGGCAAGCUGGUAUUGUUUUAUUUGAUUACAACUCCUUUUUUCCUCUCACGAGAAUUACACCCAUUUAUUUGAAUCUAUUAGUAUUUUUAAUGCAUUUUAUGCUAGUAUCUCAAACUUUGGAUUUGGUAAACUUAAUCUCAGUUUAAUGAAGUUCACUGUGGAUUUUGUAGUGUAUAGUUUACAGUAUCUUAACCCCAAUACGUGUUUUAAUAUUCGCGGUAACAAAAUUUUAAUGUCGAUACUAAGAAUAACUACCUAAAUCGUACUGUGCAGAUCGAAAACCCCAAGAAACUGACAAUCUUCGUAUAUCAUACUAUACUGUUUGUUUCAAAUCUUCAUUUUCCUUUCAUUCAAGCAACUUUUAAAUUUUUUCAGUUAUGUAUAUGUCCGAUAGGUAUUGAAUUUAUAAGAGAUUAUAUCAUUGAAUUUCAACAAAGUGGCACUUUCUUUGAAACUUCGUACAAAAUUGCUCAGUUUUAUAAAAGUGUGAUUAAUUAUUAUAAUUGUAUGUAUGGUUAACUUUCAAAAUGCUGGUUAAUAAGAUAUCCUUGUUAACAUUCAAAGUUUCUUCAAUUGGAUUCUUUAUAAUUUAUUAUGUAUAAUUAACAAUCCCUGAAUUUAAUUUCAUAAGCAAAAAAAUGAAACAGCAUCUUCUAAGUUAGUCAUCACAUUUAUUUUCAUAUAAAUUUAUAGAUUUAUUAAAAUGUAUGAUUACGCCGUAUUCAUACAGUUUUAUUAUGUUAUGUGUUGAAAAUUUUCUGUUUUGAUUUAGUAGGAUUCUUUUCUUCAUGACUUACUUUUUAAGUAAUUCGAACUGUAUCUUUAUCUAGACACGAAGAUUCAUUUGUAAAGCUUAUUAUAAGCAAACUAGUGUAUGUAUACCUAUUUGUAAUCUAAAUGUGUACCUACGCAUUUAUAUUUAUUUUUUUCAUUUAUGCAAAAUGAACAGGAAUAUAAAUAAAUUCUGGAUUGCAUUGAAUAUUGAUAGAAGAUAAUCUUAAUUCAGUCCUUUAAUGGAAUUAACUAGUAACAAUGCAAUAAAUGUGUGGUGUGAGGCUGAAAGCUUCAUUUUUAAUUUUCAUCUCUGUUCCUACAUGAAUUUUUCUAAAGAACUUGACAGCAGAAUGAAACUAAAAUAGAAA
This is a messenger RNA of Diorhabda carinulata, 9450 nucleotides long. RefSeq names its product nipped-B-like protein B (gene Nipped-B). The transcript has 22 exons. Gene Ontology annotation, molecular function: chromatin binding. Lineage: Eukaryota; Metazoa; Arthropoda; Insecta; Coleoptera; Chrysomelidae. The coding region runs from base 681 to 7418 and encodes 2245 amino acids. The record is from RefSeq and is a predicted model, not a curated record. Gene Ontology annotation, biological process: regulation of gene expression; replication-born double-strand break repair via sister chromatid exchange; establishment of protein localization to chromatin. Gene Ontology annotation, cellular component: Scc2-Scc4 cohesin loading complex.